AAGCUAAAAAGAAAUAGGGAAAGGGCAUGAACCCCAGUAAUAAGAGCAGAAAUCAGAGUCGGGUUGGUUAUAUAAACAGCCGCCUUGGCGUCAUAGCCUCUCACUUGUCUUCUGCCCACAUGGCUUCUGAGAAGGAGGCUGCUGUUGUAGCCACUCCCUCUGAUUCUCCAACCAUAUUUGACAAAAUCAUUAACAAGGAAAUCCCAGCAACCAUUGUUUAUGAGGAUGACAAGGUUCUUGCUUUCAGGGACAUAGCUCCCCAAGCUCCUACACACAUUUUGCUUAUUCCCAAAGUUAAGGAUGGAUUAACUGGACUCUCUAAGGCUGAAGAGAGGCACACUCUGAUUCUGGGCCACCUUCUUUAUACUGCCAAGCUCGUUGCUAAACAAGAAGGCCUUGAAGAUGGAUUCCGGAUUGUGAUCAAUGAUGGUCCCAGUGCAUGCCAAUCUGUUUAUCACAUUCACGUCCAUCUUCUAGGCGGACGACAGAUGAACUGGCCUCCCGGCUAAGCUGAAGCUAUCAUGGACGUGUCAUAUGGUACGUCUUCCAAUAUGUCGGUGUCUAUGGAAAAUUAAAAUCAGUAUUGAAUAAAUUUGUCUUGGAAGUAGACCAUGUUCAAGAACCCUAAAUGCUUUGCCUCUAUGGAUUUUGAUGCUGAAGAAUGCCAAACUAUGAAAUGUAUCUUCAGUGUUUCUGCUGUUAUGGAAUAUCCAAAUUAGUUACUUUGAGGUUA
Messenger RNA from Vitis riparia (riverbank grape), 733 nucleotides. Its product is annotated as 14 kDa zinc-binding protein. Gene Ontology annotation, biological process: purine ribonucleotide metabolic process; sulfur compound metabolic process. NCBI's taxonomy places the organism in Eukaryota, Viridiplantae, Streptophyta, Magnoliopsida, Vitales, Vitaceae. The transcript has 5 exons. Gene Ontology annotation, molecular function: adenylylsulfatase activity. The coding region runs from base 27 to 509 and encodes 160 amino acids. Gene Ontology annotation, cellular component: cytoplasm. The record is from RefSeq and is a predicted model, not a curated record.